AUGGUUCUGAGUCAAGACACAAAUACCAAAAAAAGAGCAUUUAACGAAGACAAGGGAGCGGGAACUGCAGACGACUCAAUUGACAGCUUUGGCUUUGAUGUUUCGGUAGAACAAACGCAGCCCAACACUGUGUCUCGAAAACCGGGAGUAGUCGACGAAGACUUAAAUGAUCUCGAAAUGGAGUCCAGUCCAGAAAUUGCUGACAUAGAUGCGGAAGUGGAAGACAACGACGACGACGAUGGAGAAGAAGAAGAAGAAGAAGAAGAAGAAGAGAUCACCGAGCAAGACGCCAUUGGAGAAUUAAGUGAUGACGUUCAAAUAGUGGAUGACAAUGGAAAUAUUAUUGACGUGGUGGGCAAUACUGACUCGGAUUAUGCAAAUCAAAAUCAGACAAACAAUUUAGCGUCUACAGCCGACUCCGCACAUGGCAAACAACGUAAUGGACGACAAAAGACGUACCCCGUGGCAACUGAUUUUGAUGCACUUGCAAGCACUUUGAUGAAGCCCAUUGAGGAUUACCCUGUUGAAGACUCGGCACAUUACGUUUGGGAGAUAAAAGACUGGGCCCUGCUUCUGAAACAGGACAAGGUUCGAUCCCCAACUUUCAAGUGUGGUAAAUUCGAGUGGAACAUUUUACUUUUCCCUAGGGGCAAUGGUCAACAAACUUUCAUCUCAAUUUACAUAGAGCCACACCCACCUAAAGACGAGGCUACUGGUAAGCCCUUGGACGAAAACUGGUAUGUUUGUGCACAAUUUGGACUUGAUUUGUGGAACCCCGACCACCCAGAUGCUCAUUUUCCAAAUCAAAGCUCACAUAGAUUUAGUAAAAAUGACACAGACUGGGGGUUUUCUUCAUUGAUUGAAUUGGAAACUUUAAAGUCAAUAGGAAACAUCAGAGUACAGCCAUCGGAUUUCCCCAUUUUGGAGAAGAAUCAGUUAAACAUCACUGCCUUUGUCAGAGUAAUUGAUGAUUCCUCCACUGGAACGUUGUGGAACUCGUUGACUAAUUACGACUCGAAAACUAAUGCUGGUUAUGUUGGUUUGACCAACCAGGGAGCUACUUGUUAUCUAAACUCUCUUAUACAGAGUUAUUUCACAACAAAGGUGUUUAGGAAAUUGGUCUAUCAGAUACCCACGAAUUUGAAAAAGAAUGCUGCAGUUGCGUAUGCUUUACAGCGUAUUUUCUACCAGUUGUCAAAAUCAAACGAUCCUGUAACCACACUGGACUUGACCAAAUCUUUUGGCUGGGACUCGUCGGAUGCAUUUACACAGCAUGAUGUGCAAGAAUUGAAUCGUAUUUUGAUGGACAAGUUGGAAACGGCAAUGAAGGGCACGGAGAUAGAGAAUGGAUUGAACGAUAUUUUCGUUGGAAAAAUGAAGUCUUACAUCAAGUGUGUCAAUGUUCCUUAUGAAUCAUCUAGAGUUGAGGACUUUUGGGAUAUCCAAUUGAAUGUUAAAGGUUGCCAAAAUUUAGAACAGUCUUUCAAGAACUACAUUGAGAUAGAAAUGUUGGAUGGUGAAAACAAAUACCAGGCUGGUGAUGAGUAUGGGUAUCAAGAUGCCAAGAAGGGGGUUGUUUUUGAAUCCUUCCCACAAGUUUUGCACUUGCAAUUGAAAAGAUUUGAGUAUGACUUUAUGGUUGAUGACUUGGUCAAAAUCGACGACUUUUACGAAUUUCCGGAUAAAAUUGAUUUGAAACCAUAUUUGGACGAAGAUUUACCUGCAGAUGUCCGUAACCAAAAUUGGAAUUACAAGUUGCAUGGUGUGUUGGUUCACCAGGGAACAAUCUCCAAUGGUCACUAUUAUGCCAUGAUCAAGCCCAAUGCUGAUGACAAUGUGUGGUUGAGAUUCGAUGACGACAAAGUGUGGAAAGUGUCGAAGACACAGGUCUUUAAGGAGAAUUUUGGAGCUCCCGAGUUAACUAGAGAGCAAUUGGCAACCAUGUCUAGAUUGGAGCAGCAAGAGUAUUUGAUUAGAAGGGUUACGUCUGCUUACAUGUUGGUGUACUAUCGUGAAUCCGAAUUGGAAACAAUUUUGCCCUCCGAUGAAGAAGCAAUAAAUGCAGUCAUAUCGCCAGAUAUUGCCAAGCAGAUUCAAAAUGAAUGGGAGGAGAGGUUAGAAUUGGAAAAAGAAAGACAAGAAGCGUUGUAUUACAUAACCGCCGAAGUUAUCACCAUCAGCACAAUUCAGAGCCAUACAGGAUUCGAUUUGGCGUUGGAUGAAAAAUCUGAGAUCUACUAUGACGAAAGUCUUGCUGGGACUGAGUCAGAUACUAAACCGUUCAAAAUUCGUAAAGAUAGCUCAUUUUCCGACCUUGUUGAUCAAAUCGGUGAGCUGUUGGGCUACCAGGAUACAAGCUUGUUCAGACUUGGUAUUGUGUGUCAUAGAAACAAUCAUACUAAUAGAUUAGACGAAUUUGUCGAUGACAAGGCCAAUGAUUUAACAGUUAUCAGCUUUUACAACAAAUUUUUCAACAGGAAGCACGAUCAUAUGGUGUUUUACGUGGAGGAACUCAACAAAGAUAUCAAUAAUUUGAUCAAGUUGGUUGAUGUUGAAAAGAGGAUAGAUCCUGCUGACUUUAAAUUUGAUGAAACUUUUGCAAAGAUCAACUCAGUGGGUCAUGAGGUUACAGAGGACAUGAAGUUUCCCGACAAACACUCAAAUGACAUUACCAUUUUUGUCAAAUACUUUGAUCCUGUUUCCCAGGAAGUGAGGUCUUUGUCACAUAUCACUGUUACCACUAGCGACCCGGUCAAAUCGAUUAUUGAGCCGGUCAAAGCUUUAUUAGGAUUCAAAGAGGAUAUCAAUCUUGAAUUGUACGAGGAAUUGACUCCGCACAAGUGCGACAAGCUUGAAGUCGACAGAGUUUUUGAACAAUUGGAGUUGAGUACUGGUGAUGUUAUUGUGGCGCAGGUGUCGAAUGCCAGUGAAUUGGCUGGAGAGAAACGAUUCAAGAAUGUGAAGGAUUAUUACAGGUUUUAUGCAAGUCGUGUGCACGUCAGAGUGAAGCCGUUCAAUGCCAACGAAUCGGAUGAGGACUCCGACUACGUCGACGAGGAAGGAGAAGAAGAGAGCGAAAACGCAGAGCUCAACUCCAACAAAGAGCGGAAAGAUUUGAAUGGCCAAUACAAUGAUGAAACGACGAUAAAGGAAAUUGAAGAGGUGAAAAAGUUGAGCAGAAGUUUUGACUUGUGGAUUUCUACAACUUAUAGCUACCAAGAUUUAGCCGAGGCUAUUGCAGCAGUUAUCAAAUGUGACCCUGAGUACUUGAGACUUUUUGUCAUUGGAAACCAAGGCACACGCUAUCCGUUAAAGACUAGCCAUUUUUUGCAUCAAAUUUUCCCCAGAAACGUUUCCGUGAAUCAACUCUAUGAUAUCGAGUACGAGGUUUUGAACAUCAAAACGAAGGAGUACGAGAAUUUGAAACUGUUCAAAGUGUUUUGGCUUAGUAAUUUGUUACAGUACCAAGAAUUUGAAUUGUUGGUGCCAAAGCGAGGAACAUUGCAAGAUUUGGUCAAUAAGUUGUUGCACAAGGUUGAAGUUUCCGAAAAGGACUUGAAACAUCUUUUGUGCUGGUCUGGAUCAAAUCACAAAUUCACGGAAAUUCUCAGAUUGGAUACCCCAGUACUGCAGGUGAACCAAGAAGAGGAGAUUUAUUGUGGUUUGUUUCCGGCUGAAGUUGAAGCAUUGUGUGCUCACGAUAUUAUCAAGAGGAGUACUGGCGGAUCCGUUGACCCAGAAGAUAUUGAAGAUGAGGUGCUCAGGGAUGAGUUUAUCAAAGUUCGUGAAAAUGCAAAGAAUAUCAACAUAAUCCCUGCAUUUCACUUCCAUAAACAGAGCACAAACCACCACGGUAUACCAUUUUUUGUCAUUCUUUUCCCCAAUGAGUUGUGGAGCGAUACAAAGGAGAGAUUAAGGAGGAAAUUGGGGUUGGGCAAGCAGGCUUUUGAUAAGAUCAAGUUUGCCUUGGCAGAUGCCAAUGACAAGGGACUGUAUAUUGACGAAACUGAUCCUCAGUUAGUAUUAUUUGAUAAAGUUGGCACGUUGAGGUUCAAUUUGGCUCUUGAUCACAUUGAUCGUAGCCCAAAGCGUCAAAACCUAUACGAGAAAGGCAUUUCAAUAAGGUGA
Molecule: messenger RNA, 4128 nt
Organism: Lodderomyces theae
Lineage: Eukaryota; Fungi; Ascomycota; Pichiomycetes; Serinales; Debaryomycetaceae
Product: ubiquitin-specific protease
Exons: 1
Coding region: 1-4128 (1375 amino acids)
Biological process (GO): regulation of protein stability; protein deubiquitination
Cellular component (GO): cytosol; nucleus
Molecular function (GO): cysteine-type endopeptidase activity; cysteine-type deubiquitinase activity; protein binding
Source: RefSeq, a predicted model, not a curated record